Penicillium waksmanii is the source of this 537-nucleotide messenger RNA. RefSeq lists its product as uncharacterized. Lineage: Eukaryota; Fungi; Ascomycota; Eurotiomycetes; Eurotiales; Aspergillaceae. The record is from RefSeq and is a predicted model, not a curated record. Bases 1 to 537 code for a protein of 178 amino acids. The transcript has a single exon.
AUGGUCGACCCCGUCCCCUACAACUCAGACCCAUCUAAUAAUUCUCCUCUCGACGCAUCUGGAAGCAACUUCCCAUGCAAAACCACGGGCGAUUAUUCAGUUAUUGAGGAGAACCAUAUGUUAAAGGGUGAGAGCCAGUCCAUGAUAUUCCAUGGUGGUACUACUCACGGCGGUGGCUCUUGCCAAAUCAGUAUUACGUCGGAUCGGUCUCCCAGCAAAGACACUACACGGAGUGUCAUUAUGUCAAUUGAGGGUGGGUGUAUGGAUGAGACCGUGAGUGACUUCAACAUCGGAAGCAGCUCAACGAUGGUUACUCAUUUCUCGCCCAACUUCACCAUUCCUGACAGCUUCAAAGCCGGUCAGUAUACAAUUGCCUGGACCUGGUUCAACCGUAUCGGUAACCGCGAGAUGUACAUGAACUGCACCCCCAUAACCAUCACCGAGAAUAACUCUUCCUCGAAGGGCUCCGGAUCCGCUGAAAUCGAGGAAACCUCCCCUUCCCUCCCCUUUUCAUUGCCAACAUCAACGGCUGCUUGA